Coregonus sp. 'balchen' is the source of this 37731-nucleotide messenger RNA. The record is from the annotation of a GenBank genome assembly. Lineage: Eukaryota; Metazoa; Chordata; Actinopteri; Salmoniformes; Salmonidae.
AUGUCCCUCAGUGGAAGGGGCAGUAUAUCCCAGGAUGGGGGGCCAGUGGCCAGUAACGAGCGCAGGAACACACGAGUGAAGAGGGCUGUCCGCAUCUCCAGCAUCGUGGCUCAGGAGGUGAGUAGUCGGACUCUGACCUUGCUGUGAGACUGCAUGGGACCACAGGCACUAUUGGGAAAGAACAAGGGCAUUCAAAUAAAUCCUAACUUUCAGGGGCUUUUAAAUUGUAACAUUCGAUCUGUCAAGGAUUAGUGUUCAGUUAAACAGAGGCACAUUAAUUGCUGUUGAAGGGGUGUCACAACUAUUAUUUUGCUGUGUGCAUUAGCCUACAUUAUCUGUGUAUUAUCUUAAUAGCAUGUAGAGCCUAUUUUGUUAUUUUUGAGAGUUGUUUGGGUCAUUGGUUCUCUUACUCCACUGUACAGGGUGCUUGAACAGUUUGUGUCAUACUUAAGACAUAUUCAAAGAAGAUGAAUAUGGUUCCAGACAGUGUACUUACGUCAGUAUAAAGCCUAUUCGGUGUGCUUCAGCCUGUGGAGGUUAGAUUAAAUCCAGACAGGUUGUGGAGAUCCUUGGUGUGUUUUACUGUAAUUAAAAACGUUCUGUGUUUUUCUGAUCCAUGAAUAUCUCUACUUGUGAUAGGAUUAUUGGUCAUAAGCUGUGUUUACCUGUACAAAUGCCAACAAACAGUUACCUAGGGCCAUACUACAGUGCGUGUGUGCACGCAUGUGUGCAUGUGUUUAUGUGUUUGAGCAGAUGCAUACGUACAUUAUUUGCUUGUUUGCAUGCCUGGUUUAUGUAAUAUUAUAUUGUAAUGUCAUCAGUACAUUAAUAUGGUAAGAUACAUGGUCUGUUAUGCUAACGCCAGUCUGUUACGCUAACCUCAGUGUUAUGUUACAUCCUGUUGUGACUACCAUUCUCACUGUUAUUUUAGGAUAAAAGCCACUCAACAAACAAUGACAAUCAACUUAAGGGGCUUGUUCUUAAUGAGUAAUCAUUUCACUGUUAGUCUACACCAGUGGAGGCUGGUGGUAGGAGCUAUAGGAGGACGGGUUCAUUGUAAUGGCUGGAAUGGAAUAAAUAGAAUGGAGUCAAACAUGUGGUUCCCAAAUGAUCGAAACCGUUCCAUUUAUUCCAUUACAGCCAUUACAAUGAGCCUGUCCUCUUAUAGCUCCUCCAACCAGCCUCCGCUGGUCUACACUUGUUGUUUACAAAGCAUGUGACAAAUACAAUUUGAUUUACAUCAUGGGUAAUGUAGUUCCUCUCAGAGGAGCCAGUGUCACUGACGUAGAAUACACCCCCGCAGCCCCUGCAAGGCAAAUAUGUAGUGGCAGGAAAUGAGCUCAGAGUUUCUUGAAAGUUGGGACAAUCCUUGUCCGGCAGGGAAACGUAAUUUUUAUAGUUGGAAAAAAAUAUUUUGUUGCAAUAUUUGAGAUUACAAUGUACAUUUAAGGGAAUUUUACUUUACUUUCAAUAUUAUGCCUGGAAAUGCCCUUGUCUAGAACAAAGGAUCCCAAUUUCAAUCUCUCAAAAAAAGUGUAAAAAAAAGGGCAAUAAUGGAUAUUAACUGAAAAAUGAUCUUAUCAUAUGACCCAUGGGGCGGCGCACAAUUGGCCCAGCGUCGUCCAGGGUAGGGGAGGGAAUGGCCAGCAGGGAUGUAGCUCAGUUGGUAGAGCAUGGCGUUUGCAACGCCAGGGUUGUGGGUUCGAUUCCCACGGGGGGCAAGUAUGAAAAAAUAAAAAAUAAAAAUAAUGUAUGCACUCACUUAAAUGUAAGUCGCUCUGGAUAAGAGCGUCUGCUAAAUGACAAAAAAAAUAACAUUAAAAAAAAUGUAGUUUCUUGCAAUAGCCCUCCGUAACUUUAAAUCAUAUUUCUCUCAAAGCUCAAAGCUCAAUUCCGUCAGAUUUGUCUAAAAUCCUAAAUUAAUCAGGAAUGAACAGGGUCAACUAUACCAUAAGGACCCCUUAUUCAUGUCCUCAUUACAUGUAGUGCACUCAUGGUCUGUAAAGUUCUCUACUUUUGAUAGAUUUAAACAAACAAAAUUGGAAUCAUCAUGGUCACAACCAUAAACUGUCAACUCCAUCUGCCUGAUAGAUUAAGAUAGAAUAUGAAUUUCGGUUCAAAUACAGUAUGUUACAUUUAAUUAGGUUUUAGAGUCAUAAAGCAACUGAGGAAAAACAAAAUUGCUACUGUGUAUACAACUCCGUAAAACAUGAACUCCGUCAGAUUUUUGUCUAACGUCAACUCCGUCAGAGUGCUGAAAGACCUGAUAGAAUGGUUAUGUUUUUAUUGGGGAUUGUCAAAAUUAAUAAUUUUCCAUAUUUUACAAAUGUUUGUAUUGAACUUUUAUUUUUAGAGGCAAAUAUAUGUCUGUUUUGUGUAUCCGUUGACAACUCCGUCAGUGGUUUGUCAACUCCAUCACUAAUGGAGUCAAUAUUUUUUUGUCAAUAAUCAGAAAAACAUAUUUUAAUCACUGUUCUGCAACAUAUGCUUAAACAAUUUAAGUAUUUGCUGUGCUAGACCCAAGGGAUAAUGUUUGCUUUAUAAAUGUUUUAUUUUAUCGAAAUCUAGAAAAACAUGCCAAAAUUCUAACAAAUCUAGCCGUGGAGCAUUAAUAGUGCUAUAAAACAAACAAAAAAUAAGUUUGGAGAUUUGUAUUAUAAAUGUUGGACAAUAAUUGUAAAAAUUAAAUGCCUUUUAUGGUGUCUGACGGAGUUGACAUACAGCGCAUUCAGAAAGUAUUCAGACGCCUUGACUUUUUCCACAAUUUGUUACGUUGCAGCCUUAUUCGAAAAUGGAUUACAUUGUUUUUCCCCCUCAUCAAUCUACACACAAUACCCCAUAAUGACAAAGCAAAAAUAGUUUUUAGAAAUUGUUUCUAAAAAUCAAAAAAUUAACUCAAAUAUCACAUUUACAUACAGUUGAAGUCAGAAAUGUACAUACACUUAGGUUGGAGUCAUUAAAACUUGUUUUUCAACCACUCCACACAUUUCUUGUUAACAAACUAUAGUUUUGGCAAGUCGGUUAGGACAUCUACUUUGUCGCAUGACACAAGUAAUUUUUCUAACAAUUGUUUACAGACUAUUUCACUUAUAAUUCACUGUCACAAUUCCAGUGGGUCAGAAAUUUACAUACACUAAGUUGACUGUGCCUUUAAACAGCUUGGAAAAUUCCAGAAAAUGAUGUCAUGGCUUUAGAAGCUUCUGAUAGGCUAAUUGACAUCAUUUGAGGCAAUUGGAGCUGUACCUGUGGAUGUAUUUCAAGGCCUACCUUCAAACUCAGUGCCUCUUUGCUCGACAUCAUGGGAAAAUCAAAAGAAAUCAGCCAAGACCUCAGAAAAAUAAUUGUAGACCUCCACAAGUCUAGUUCAUCCUUGGGAGCAAUUUCCAAAUGCCUGAAGGUACCACAUUCAUCUCUACAAACAAUAGUAUGCAAGUAUAAACACCUUGGGACCAUGCAGCCGUCAUACCGCUCAGGAAGGAGACGCGUUCUGUCUACUAGAGAUGAACGUACAUUGGUGCGAAAAGUGCAAAUCAAUCCCAGAACAACAGCAAAGGACCUUGUGAAGAUGCUGGAGGAAACAGGUGCAAAAUUAUCUAUAUCCACAGUAAAACAAGUCCUAUAUUGACAUAACCUGAAAGGCCGCUCAGCAAGGAAGAAGCCACUGCUGCAAAACCGCCAUAAAAAAGCCAGACUAUGGUUUGCAACUGCACAUGAGGACACUUUUUGGAAAAAUGUCCUCUGGUCUGAUGAAACAAAAAUAGAACUGUUUGUCCAUAAUGACCAUUGUUAUGUUUGGAGGAAAAAGGGGGUGGCUUGCAAGCCGAAGAACACCAUCCCAACCGUGAAGCACGGGAGUGGCAGCAUCAUGCUGUGGGGUGCUUUGCUGCAGGAGGGACUGGUGCACUUCACAAAAUAGAUGGCAUCAUGAGGAAGGAAAAUUAUGUGGAUAUAUUGAAGCAACAUCUCAAGACAUCAGUCAGGAAGUUAAAGCUUGGUCGCAAAUGGGUCUUCCAAAUGGACAAUGACCCCAAGCAUACUUCCAAAGUUGUGGCAAAAUGGCUUAAGGAUAACAAAGUCAAGGUAUUGGAGUGGCCAUUACAAAGCCCUGACCUCAAUCCUAUAGAAAAUUAGUGGGCAGAACUAAAAAAGCGUGUGCGAACAAGGAGGCCUACAAACCUGACUCAGUUACACCAGCUCUGUCAGGAGGAAUGUGCCAAAAUUCACCCAACUUAUUUUGGGAAGCUUGUGGAAGGCUACCCAAAACGUUUGACCCAAGUUAAACAAUUUAAAGCCAAUGCUACCAAAUACUAAUAGAGUGUAUGUAAACUUCUGACCCACUGGGAAUGUGAUGAAAUAAAUAAAAGCUGAAAUAAAUCAUUCUCUCUACUAUUAUUGUGACAUUUCACAUUCUUAAAAUAAAAUGGUGAUCCUAACUGACCUAAGACAGGGAAUUCUUACUAGGAUUAAAUGUCAGGAAUUGUGAAAAACGGAGUUUAAACGUAUUUGGCUAAGGUGUAUGUAAACUUCCGACUUCAACUGUAAGUAUUCAGACCCUUUAGCAGCGAUUUGGCAGCGAUUACAGCCUCAUGUCUUCUUGGGUAUGAUGCUACAAGCUUGGCACACCUGUAUUUGGGGACUUUCUCCCAUUCUUCUCUGCAGAUCCUCUCAAGCUCUGUCAGGUUGUGUGUGGAGCGUCGCUGCACAGCUAUUUUUAGGUCUCUCCAGAGAUGUUCAAAUGGGAUCAAGUCCGGGCUCUGACUGGGACACUCAAGGACAUUCAGAGACUUGUCCCGAAGCCACUCCUGCAUUGUCUUGGCUGUGUGCUUAGGGUCGUUCACCCUGUUGGAGGGUGAACCUUCGCCCCAGUCUGAGGUCCUGAGUGCUCUAGAGCAGGUUUUCAUCAAGGAUCUCUCUGUACUUUGCUCUGUUCAUCUAUCCCUUGAUCCUGACUAGUCUCCCUGUCCCUGCCGCUGAAAAACAUCCCCAUAGCAUGAUGCUGCCACCACCAUGCUUCACCAUAGGGAUGGUGCCAGGUUUCCUCCAGACGUGACGCUUGGCAUUCAGGACAAAGUUCAAUCUUGGUUUCAUCAGUCCAGAGAAUGUUGUUUGUCAUGGUCUGAGAGUCCUUUAGGUGACUUUUGUCAAACUCUAAGUGGGCUGUCAUGUGCCUUUUACUGAGGAGUGGCUUCCGUCUGGCCACUCUACCAUAAAGGCCUGAUUGGUGGUGCUGCAGAGAUGUUUUUCCUUCUGGAAGGUUCUCCCAUCUCCACAGAGGAACUCUGGAGCUCUGUCAGAGAGACCAUUGGGUUCUUGGUCAUCUCCCUGACCAAGGCACUUCUCCCCCGAUUGCUCAGUUUGGCCGGGCGGCCAGCCCUAGGAUUCCAUUAAAGAAUGAUGGAGGCCACUGUGUUUUUGGGGACCUUCAAUGCUGCAGAAAUGUGUUGGUACCCCUCCCGAGAUCUGUGCCUCGACACAAUUCUGUCUCUGAGCUCUACGGACAAUUAAUUCGACCUCAUGGCUUGGUUUUUGCUCUGACAUACACUGUCAACUGUGGGACCUUAUAUAGACAUGUGUGUGCCUUUCCAAGUCAUGUCAAAUCAAUUCAAUUUACCACAGGUGGACUCCAAUCAAGUUGUAGAAACAUCUCAAGGAUGACCAUUGGAAACAGGAUGCACCUGAGCUCAAUUUCGAGUCUCAUAGCAAAGGUUCUGAAUACUUACCGUACCAGUCAAAAGUUUGGACACACUUACUCAUUCAAGGGUUUUCUUUAUUUGUUGAGAGAAUGCCAAGAGUGUGCAUAGCUGUCAUCAAAGCAAAGGGUGGCUAUUUGAAGAAUCUCAAAUCACAAAUAUAUUUUGAUUUGUUUAACACUUUUUUGGUUACUACAUGAUUCCAUAUGUGUUAUUUCAUAGUUUUGAUGUCUUCACUAUUAUUUUACUAUUCUAAUGUAGAAAAUAGUAAAAAUAAAGAAAAACUCUUGAAUGAGUAGGUGUGUCCAAACUUUUGACUGAUACUGUAUGUAAAUAAGGUAUUUCUGUUUGUUUUUAAAAAAUAAAUUUGCAAAAAAUUCUAAACCUUUUUUCGCUUUGUCAUUAUGGGGUAUUGUGUUACAGGAGGGGGUCGCAGUUCCGGAGCGACCCACUAGGUGUCAUCCUCCAACAACUUUAGACACCUCCUCACUCACAGUCUGGACUAAUCAUUAUCUUAUUGGUGUCACCUGUGUAUACCUGUUCACCUGUGUAUUUAUGCCCUCACUUCCCUGUGUUCCCUUGCUCUGUUUUCUCUGCUAGUUCUCGAUGCCAAACAGUACUAAUCAGUGUCUGAUCGCGAGACGUAUGUACAGGUACUUGAAAAGUGUUCUCCCUGUUUCAUUGUUGUUUUCAGUCAUAGUUAGUAUUUCGUAUGUUUGCUGUCAGCCUGUUUUUGCUCCUCCUUUAUUUUUUCGUGACAAGUCUGUUAUUUUGUAUCCUGCUUUUGGGACCACCAGUAAUGAUCCUUGUUUCACCAUCUCUGCCUUCUGCCUACUGUAUAUCCUGCACCGCACCUGGGUCACACCUCACACCAACCCUUACAGAAAACAGAGGCAGCACAGUAUCGCAGCGCAUUGGCAAUGCAGGGAGCUAUGCUGACCUAGCACGACCGCAGCCUGCAGCAGAUCACAGAGAAUCUUCGCUGGCUGACGAUUACCGUGCAGAGCCGGGUGGACACCCGACCAACCCCGGCAGCCGGCGAGCAGAAACCGCGGCAGCGUCGUCUCCAGUCUCGCCUGCGACAUCGCAGGAACCCCGCCUACCACCGGAGAAGUACGACGGAUGUCCAGAGGGUUGCAGGGAAUUCCUCACCCGGUGUUCCCUGGUAUUCAGCCUACAACCCUCCUCCUUCCCGAUGGAGCAGGGCCGGGUGGCCUACAUUAUCACUCUGUUGACGGGUCGGGCCCUUUCCUGGGCUACCGCGGAGUGGGAGAGCCAAACUCCGGCGUGCCCCUGACUCCUACCAAUUCACCCGGCAGCUACGCAAGGUGUUCCGGACCCGGGCUCGAGAGGCAGUAUGGGAGGAGGCCGCCCUGGUCGUCCUUUAUGCGCAGGGGCUAUCGGAGGGGAUGAAGGACGAACUCUCUUUCAGGGAGCUGCCUGAGCGACUGGACGGCCUAGUCGACCUCUCGGUGCGGGUAGACAAUUGACGUCGUGAGAGGGUGCACAAGAGAGGGAUGACGCAAGGCGCGCUUGUCCAGGAUGGAGAAGCAGAGACGUCUGUACCAGGGACGUUGCCUGUACUGUGGCCAGGCAGGUUACCACUUCGACUCAUGCACGGCGAAGCCGGGAAACGGGAGGGCUCGCUAAUAUCGUGAGGGGUGCUAGCGAGCCGGAACCCCAACCCAAGAGACUCCCGGACUUGUUCAGUGGGCCCGCGCUGUGUGUUGGGCGCAUGCACUGGUGGAUUCGGGGGCUGUGGGAAACCUGAUGGACGCGGUGCUGGCCCAAGGGUGGAGUGCUUCGUUACUCUCCCUCUCCGAGCCGGUUCCGGUCAUGGGCCUGGACGGGCGGCCGUUGGGGUCGGGCUUCAUCACCCGGCGCACUGUCCCCGUGCGUGUCAGGGGGGCUAUGGGAGGAUAUCCAGUUUUUCAUUGUGGACUCUCCGAAGUGUCCACUCGUCCUCGGGCACCCCUGACUGGUCGCCCACAAACCCCGGAUAGACUGGUCCACGGGGCGGCUCAUCCUGGAGGGAGGCUCCGCCUCCGUCUUGUUCCGGUCUCAACCGAACACUCAUCAGCCCAAACCACCAUUCCAGACCACCUACCAGUCCUCACCUCUUCCCCAGGUCCCGCACUCCGAACUGCCUACCGCCCUAGCGGCGGUUGCCACCGGGAGGACGGCGGCUACAGACUCCGUCACCGGCCCAGACCUGGCAGGCGUUCCCCCGGGAGUAUUGGGAUCUGGGGGAGGUGUUUAGUAAGAGGCGUGCCAAGGGCCUACCUCUUCACAGGCCAUAUGAAUGAGCUAUCGAUCUCCUGCCGGGUGCCAUGCCCACACGAGUGCGAUUGUUUUCCUUGUCCCGGUCGGAGACACUGUCCAUGAGGGAGUAUAUCGACGAGGCACUCGUCGAGGGUCACAUCUGUCCCUCUGCCGCGGGCGCGGGCUUCUUCGUGGGGAAAAAGGACGGUGGGCAGCGGCUGUGCAUUGAUUACCGGGCGCUCAACGGCAUCACGGUUAAGAACCGCUACCCACUCCCCCUGAUGACGACGGCAUUCGAUUCGUUGCAGGAAGCCCGGGUCUUCACCAAGCUGGACUUACGAAAUGCCUACAACCUGGUGAGGAUUCGGUAGGGGGACGAGUGGAAGACGGCUUUUAACACACCGAGUGGGCAUUACGAGUACCAAGCCAUGCCGUUCGGUCUAGCCAAAACGCCUGCGGUGUUCCAGGUGUUGGUCAAUGACGUGCUCUGGGACCUCCUUGCCUACAGCAUCUUUGUGUAUUUGGAUGACAUUCUAAUAUUUUCAAAGGACAUGAGUGAACACCAGCAGCAUGUUCGGCACGUCCUCCAACGCCUUCUCCGUCACCAGCUCUACGUCAAGGCAGAGAAGUGCGUGUUCCACACAGAGACAGUCUCCUUCCUUGGGUUCAUCGUCACCCAGGAGGGGGAAUACGGAUGGACCCAGCCAAGGUCAGUGUGGUACUGGAUUGGCCCCAGCCCUCAUACAUCAAGCAACUACAACGUUUUGUAGGGUUCGCUCAUUUUUAUUGCCGAUUUAUUUGCAAUUUUAGCUCCCUAGCCGUUCCCCUGACAGCCCUCACCCAGAUGAGCGUGUGCUCCUUUGCCUGGACCCCGGAAGCGGGGAACGCAUUUGAUGCGCUUAAGCGGCACUUUACAUCGGCCCCGGUCCUAGGGCAUCCUGAUCCGUCCCUGCCGUUCAUUGUGUAGGUGGAUGCUUCAGACGUUGUGGUGGGAGCAAUCCUGUCCCAGCGGUUCCUCACGGACGUUAAGACUCACCCCUGAGCAUUUUUCUCCCGUCGGCUGUCCCCGGCGGAGUGAAAUUACGAUGUGGGGCACCGUGAGCUGCUAGCGGUCAAGCUCGCCCUGGGGGAGUGGAGGCAUUGGCUAGAGGGGGCCGCCCAUCCAUUUGUCGUAUGGACUGACCAUAAGAACUUAGCCUACAUUCAUGGGGCCAAGACGCUCAACUUGCACCAGACCAGGUGGGUGUUGUUCUUCACCAGGUUCCGGUUCACGAUCUCAUACCGUCCGGGUUUGAGGAACACCAAGCCUGACGCGCUCUCCCGGCAGUUCGACCCCAUGGACCUGGUGGAGAGGGACGACUCCAUUGUCCCCAACGCCCUGAUUGCUGCCCCAGUUUCGUGGGGAAUUGAUAGGCUGGUCAGAGCAGCGCUACGGCAGGAGCCCGAUCCGGGCGGAGGUCCAUCGGGGAGGAUUUACGUACCCAAGGCUGCGCGCUCGCGACUGCUUCAUUGGGCGCAAGCGUCCGACUUCACCAGCCAUCCGGGGGGCGCCAGGACGUUGGAGUUCCUGCGUAGGAGGCUCUGGUGGCCAUCAGCUGAGGGGGAUACGCACGCCUUCGUGGAUGCUUGACCCCUGCCUAUCCCAAAGCGCUCCUGGUCCCACAUCUCGCUGGGUUCCAUUUCCGCCCUACCCCCCUCUGAUGGAUACACAGUCAUCCUGGUCGUUGUGGAUUGGUUUUCGAAGGCUGCCCACUUCAUUCCCCUUCUCAAACUCCCGUCGGCUCGGGAGAUGGCUAAGUUGGUGGUGCAGCACGUUUUCCGGGUCCACGGCCUUCCCGAAGAUGUGGUGUCGGAUCGGGGUCCUCAGUUCGCCUCCAGGUUCUGGAAGGUGUUCUGUUACAGGAGGGGGUCGCAGUUUCGGAGCGACCCACUAGGUGUCAUCCUCCGACAACCUUAGGCACCUCCUCACUCACAGUCUGGACUAUUCAUUAUCCUAUUGGUGUCACCUGUGUAUACCUGUUCACCUGUGUAUUUAUGCCCUCACUUCCCGGUGUUCCCUUGCUCUGUUUUCUCUGCUAGUUCUCGAUGCCAAACAGUACUAAUCAGUGUCUGAUCGCGAGACAUAUGUACAGGUACUUGAGAAGUGUUCUCCCUGUUUCAUUGUUGUUUUCAGUCAGUUUGCUGUCAGCCUGUUUUUGGAGACCAAUUUACCAAAAGUCUGUUAUUUUGUAUCCUGCUUUUGGGACCUCCGGUAAAGAUUCUUGUUUCACCAUCUCUGCCUACUCUCUAUCCUGCACCGCACCUUGGUCACACCUCACACCAACCCUUACAGUAUUGUGUGUAGGUUGAAAAGGAAAACAAAUAUUUAAUCCAUUUUAGAAUUAGGCUGUAACGUAACAACAUUUUGAAAAAGUCAAGGGGUCUGAAUACUUUCCGAAUGCACUGUAAAUCCAGUUGGUUGCAUUUUAUUAAAACAAUUAAAUAGGUUGUUCCUUUACAUGGUGUGAUAGCUGAUACUUUGGCCUAUCAAAAUAUAGAUUUAACAUUUUGUUAAUAUUAAGACAAAUAUUUGUGGAAAAAAAGUUGAGAUUGUCCCGUCUUUCAAGAAUCCCUGAGCUCUAAAACAGCAACAUUUUCUCUCAGCCUCAUGGCAAAAUGUAUAAAAUAGCAUGAGAUUAGCUAUAAUACUGCAUAUUGUUCUCUCUGCCCCAUGACGUAAAAAAAACAAAACAAAAAAAGUAGUGGCCUUGCUCGGACCUUGCAGUGGGCCCCGCGAAACUGUGUGACCAUCAGAGGAUUAGGGUGAAGUUGCCCCUAUAUGCUGAUCUUGGGUCAAUUUUGCCUUUUUCCACUAAAUGGUUAAGGUUUGGAUUGGGGGAGGGGAAGCUGAGAUCUGUGUCUAAGGGAAACUUCACCCUGGAGUGGCCAUUAGACAUGGGGAGGAAUCUGAUGUUGUAAACAGAUAACUCCUAGCACUACAUCAUGCUGGAAUUGAGUCAUGAGUCGGCGAGAGACAGUGUUUAGGUUUAUCCUCUGCAAGUCAUUAAUCCAUCCAUAGUGUUAACAGAAACAAGACAAGCAUCUCGCUGCAAAGCUUGGUGAAUUGAAAACAAAUCCAGCAAUGGUUCACACAGGUGAAUAUGUCCACCUACUGUCCAAAAAAGAGAGAAAUUGUUCUUAUGAGACUAGUUAUAGUAAUGGUUCAUCAUAGUCAUCUCCGUACUUGGAGACACAGAUGAGUUAUAGUGUUGAUAACCAAAGACUGUGCUACAUAAUCAAGUAUAUGUAGCGCACAGUAGGGGAGUUUCUCCGGUCAAGGAACCAACAUCCAUCUUGGCAAAACAGUGCCCUUGAACACCAUACUCAGUCAGUGAAGCAUAACGCACCUCAUAGCCAGGCAAAUGGAAUCCCAUGUCCCAGGGGCCCUUGUGCAUGAUUUAUUGCAGGAUGGGUAAGUGGGCUUCCCCUGUGCUGUGCAGUGCAAAGCAGAGGUGCUCAAUUGUUACUGUGACUAGAAGUUUCUACCACAAAAUAAAUCUUAGAAAAAAGGGUUCCAAAAGGGUUCUUCGGCUGUACCCAUAUGAUAACCCUUUUUGGUUCCAGGUAGAACAAUUUUGGGUUCAAUGUAGAACCCUCUGUGGAAAGGGUUCUACCUGGAACCAAAAAGGGUUCUUCAAAGAGUUCUCCUAUGGGGACAGCCGAAGAGCCCUUUUAGGUUCUAGAUAGCACUUUUGUUUCUAAGAGUGUAUUUAAGAGAAAUAUAGAGGUUUGGAUGUUGGAAGUAUUCUCUCAUUUACGAUAGCCUGUUCAUUGUCUACUGUAUGUCAGUGAUACACUGCAGAGGUAUGUCAAUCCCCUGAUACUGGGAAUAAUGUAAUUUGGUAAUUAUAUUGUCUUACAUACUGUAGGGGAGAACCAUUAGCAAGUGUCCUCUACCAUUAGCAACUGUAAUUUAAUUUCUAGGGUAAAUUAGUUGAAAUGAAAGUGGAAUUUCACCCUGGCUCUGCCAUGGCAUAGAGUCAUUACUAUGUUAACAACAUUACGUUUUUGUCAUAAACAUCACAAUUAUCCAAACCACAAGCUAGAACUAGCACAUUUUCAUUUUACUGGUAGAAUCAGGAAGUUUUCGACUUUCUGUGUAUUCCUCUGCUCAUAGUGAACCACAAAGUCUGGCAUUCAUAGCGAAUGCAGAUACUGUCUGCUAAGGUAGAUGGGGCCAGUGUUGCCAACUCCUCAGUAAGGAAAGUAGCUAUUGGCUGUCCUAAAAGUCACUAAAUGACAUCAUCACCUAAUUUGCAUAAUUGGCCAUGUGCAUGUAAUUGUGAUGGAUAUUGUAGGAGAGAGGAAUAACGUUGUGGGAGAGACAAAAAGUGAGUAAAAAACACCCAAAAUAUGUUUAGAACUACAAAUGAACUUUCUUCUGUCGAUUCUUGUUUUUUUUUAUGUCACAAUUCCAACCCUCCUCCUUUAUCCGGGCUUGGGACCGGCAAAAGUGACCCAAAAGAGACACUCUGGCGUAGUUAUUUCUUUUUUUUGUCUUUUUUUGUUUUUUUGUUUUUUAGUUUAGUUUUCUUAAGUUUGGUUUGGUUUUUAACCUUAUGGUCCACUUAGGAGCCUACAACAAGUCACAGUAAAACAUGAAUAUUUUUAACCAUAACAUUAAAAAAUAUAUAUAUUGUAUACAAUCUACAUUAACAAUCUAAAUGGACCAAAAAGAACAAUAGAAAAAACACAGGCUGUGCUGGCUCACAGAAAGAGUGGGUCAUCGUCAUUUUGGUCAAGGCUCUCUAUGGCAGGUUCAGCAACUGAGGGAGCUGACUUAAAUGAGUAAGCAGCUGAUGUGCCAAAAAGCUGCAAAACAUUAUCAGGCAGCUGGUGCUCAUAGCAAGCCUCACCAGACAGCUUUAGUCCAUAUCGAAUGUACAGGAUGGAGUUAAGGGUCUGCAAGGACAUCCAAAUUCUACGUUUGCUUUUUACCACACUCAUCUGGCUGAAUAUUCUCUCGACUUCAGGAUUCGAGUGUGGCAAGGACAACACAGACACAGCAGCCAUGGCAAGUUCUUGAAACGGGUUGAUAUCAGCUGCAUCCCUGAACUUCCAAAUCUCACUCCAGAAGCCCAGUUUUGUCUCAUUCCAUUUACUAAGAUGGAUGGCACGCCAUUGCUGGACAAUCUAUUUGUUUCUAUUUCUCCAGGGCUCUUAUUGUGCUUUAGAGUUUCCUCCACAUUGAAAACUGACAUGUACUGCAAUGCUUCGAUGUUGUCCGGCAGUCUCACCCUCAACUCAUUAGUGAGGGAGAUGGUGAAGGCUACACACCGCUUUCGCUUUCGGACAUUGUUUUCAUCCUCAGGCGCAAGGUGGAGCUCAGCUGCCUUUGACUCAAAAAGGUAACCAAGGUACGGUUUGGGACUGAUGUAUCCAUCUAUUGGCCCUUUGAGUACAUCAACAUUUGCCAGUGGAUUCAGCACCCUGCUGCUCACAGACUUGAUCAGGCUAACCAAGCUGUCAAGUAGUUUAAGAGGAUCUACUUGCUCUCCCUCAAAAGCCUUGAUGGCCAACUGUACCUCACCCUCCCUGCGCUUUGGAGACACUGAAAACCAGUUAUAAGUCUCUCAUACCAAGUACUCCCCACUAUGGGGGAUGGUGUCAUUGGAAUCAUGACUUACAGCCAGCUGCAGAGAGUGGCACACAUAGCGAAUAAGAACAAGAUCUUUGAGGCCAUACUCCUCCUUCAGCACUUUAUGGACCCCAUUGUUAAUCCCCGUUGAGAAGAGUAAGAACGAUACGUGCUUUCACGUCAGUCUCCAAAAGUCUCCAAUCACACCAUAAAAAGUCGCUAGUCGAUUUAAAAAAAAUGUGUCGCUAGAGGGGUAUGAAUACUCGCUAAAAAUAGCGACAAAGUCGCUAAAUUGGCAACACUGGGGCGCGUCAACAAAUGUCGAUGAUGGCAUUUUGUACUUUGAACAAACAACACACAGCAAUCUCAGAACUUCUGCAGGCAAGUUUUUUUUGACAAUGUUUGUUUUUCACUAACGUUUGUCAUCAUGCCUGUGUGGUGUUCUGUGCCGGGUUGUGUUAAUUACAAACAAGUGCAAAAAUGUGUUAUCUUUCACCAUUCUACCUACCAGAGAUUUACCACAAUGCUGCCAGGAGCUUGCAGAUAUCAACAAUGAUGCGCUUUACGAUGACCAAAGAUUAUCAGAGGGAUUUUCAAGUUGAACUGAUGUGAUGGGGAAUACAUUUCGACGACAGCUGAGAAGUGAUGCGAUACCAUCUAUUUUUUUUCCCUUCACAACAAAACGGAAGAUUCUUGAUUAGAGGUAACCUAACGGGAUUUAGUGAUUUAGCUGAUGGCUUUGGGUUCAAUACAGGACUAUAACAUUAGCUAACUUACCUAGCUAGGCCAGCUAGGCUAGCUAGCUAGCUAACGUUACAGUCCUGAACUCUGAAAGCCAUCAUCUAAAUCAUAUAGCUAUCUUUUUUGGUAGACACUCUGUCAAUCCAUUUCACCUAUGCCAUGGUAGUCACUGCUAGACUGGUAGCUACCUUCAGCAGCAGAGUAAACAUGUUUGUUCAUUAUAUCUUUGACUGACGUUAGCUAACGCAAGCUAGCUAAUGUUAGCAAAUAAAAGUAUCUCAAUCUGGUAGCCAUCUAUUUCACCCUUGCCUGGAAAACACUCUGUUACUAAAAAUAGAAUUGUCGAUAUAGUUAACAAACUCUCUAUUUUUGUGUUGGUAGCAAUGAUGAAUGUGUAUAAAUCAACUAUGGUUGGUUCUCAGCCAGUCUCAGCUGGCUAGCAAUCUAGUGACAGCUAGCUGACAAUAUUGAAAUGUCCAUGUUAGGUGUGCUAUGCAAGCCAGUCUAAUAAAGAUCAAUACAAUUAUGCGGUGGUUAAAUUGUGUAUUGUUGUGUAUUUUGUUGUAGAUUGUACCAAGAUGUCCAUCUAACCCCUAGCUCUGCACAAGGUGAAGGUAAGUUGCCAAAAAGAUUUACAAGCUGACAGCUAAGCUUUACAGUAAGCAUGGCAUAAACAUGAAUUGGGUAGUGUUUGUAUGGUUUGUUUUAUGGGGUUACAGGUGGUUAGAGGUAGCCUGAGAACCACAGAGUACCUUCCAGACGGUGUAAGUGAUUUAGUCUACCCCUCUUCUCUUUUGACCUUUUCUCUUUGUAAUACUCAGGUUAUCUGGAGUCAUUCCACAGUGCCCUGCUGAAAAAUACCCCAAAGCUGCGACAUUUUGGGUACACAAGCAUGAGGGAGCGGACACACCUUGCGGUUAUGGAGCGCAACAAGAUUGUGGGACAGAAACCAGCAAGGGACACUGAAAGGUAUAGAAUCAAGACUACAACAGUAAUGACAUAACCACCUCAUUCUUCUCUCUGUAGAUUCUUAAAACACAAUACAAAGACACGCCUACAAAAAUCCCCUGCAAGGGGCUACUAUUGACAAGAAUGAUUUGUCUAAGUCAAUGGGCUGGGGGAGGUUUACAGACAGUACUUUGAGAUGAGGAAGGGGUUUUUGUAGUGCAGAGUUGUGCUUAGACAGUAAAUGUAUUGUUGUGUAUGAGAACAAUUGAGAGAUACCAUUUCUCCUCUAUUUCCCAUACACAACAAUUCAUACUGUGUAAGAACUGCCCUCCUAAGACUUUUCACACCUUCUUUAGCCCACCAGCCCAUUCACUUUGUUGACUGAUUUUUCCUCUCAAAAGCAGCACCCAAUGUCCCUCAUUGUCCCUAAACAAUAUGCUAGCCGGUCCCAUUCGGUUGACACCUUUACCAACAAAGACGUGUUGCCAUACGUUCCUUCCACAAAAAGUGUAAAAUGCUAACACCACAACCAUUUAUUUCCAGGAGACAUGCAGAACCAGCAAAUCUUCUGCAAUAGUUGGUGGUUAAGAAGCCCUAUACCACUUUCGGCAGAAUCUUAUCCAGCUGGCCGUUCACCGCAGACAGGACAAGACCAUUUACCAUAAGCACAAAGAGUCUCAGCUUCCCCAGCCCACCAUGCCAAACACCAUUGCCAGUGUACUGAAGCCGGAUAAAGGACUUUUGACCAAUCAGAUCAGUUCUGAAAAAUAUCUGAUGUGAAAAGAUCUGAUGUGAUUAAGACCAAUUAGUGCAAUAAACAUCAGAAUUGGGCUGUCUGUGUAAACGCAGCCAGUGUGGCUCAGCAUAAGACCAUGUUGCACAGGGGUCUCCAACCCUGUUCCUGGAGAGCUACCCUCCUGUAGGUUUUCACUCCAACCCGUUGUAACUAACCUGGUUCAGCUUAUCAACCAGCUAAGUGAAAACCUACAGGACGGUAGCUCUCUGGGAACAGGGUUGGAGAGCCCUAAUGUAAAACCACUAUAAAAUAAAUAUGGAUAUUUUCUAUCAAUCUUUGAAAUUUGUAUGCCUUUAUGGAUUCACAGAAGAUAUUUAUAUAAGCUGUACAGGGCUCUGUAGCAAACAAAUGCUAGACAUUCCGAUAUCCAAAUAAUAUUUAUUUGUCAAAAUCUAAAAUACAGGGGAGUUUACACUAUUUAAUGCUAACUGAAGACAACUGGGUAUUCAACACAAAUGGUAUAUGGUAAAAGUAACAUACACAUUUUUUUUAUGAACAGUGUAGUACAGUUCAUUGUGUCCAAGUGUGUCUCAGGUGUAGAGACACACAAGUGCAGAGAACUGUAGCUGUAGAUUGUAACACCAGAUAAUGGGAUUUACCCAAAGAUUUUUGCUGACAUCUUGUCUAUUUCAAUUCUUCUCUCAUUGAUCGAGACAGGUGGGUUUCCACCCCAAAGUGCUGCAUGUCAUGAUAACAUAACUCUCUAGGUCAAUGAGAGAAGACUUGAAAUAGACAAGAUGGAGUCAAAAAUACAUACACAUUAUUGGAUUACUUCAUGGAGCAAAACAAGUUUUUAAUUUAAUAACGGAGCAUUUUCUAAAUUCAAACUGACCCCCUGCAACUGGACAAGGACAUUUUAUGAGACUCCUGUUUCCCCGAAUCGAGGACGAAGACAGCAUCGCUAAGGUUGGUCAAAAAUUAUCUGUGCUACACCAAACAGUAUCUAUCCUGUAACUCCCUGUAAUGGAUAACAACAAUCUUUGAUUAAAUCACAUUAUCUGGUGUAAGAAUCUGUAGCUAAGAAAACGUGUGGGGGGGGGCUGUGCCGGUUUUGACACCUUAACACUCUGCCAUAAAUUAGAGAGGAGGGGGAUCUCUCCCUGGCUCUCCAGUAUUGGUAAAGGAAUGUCUUUGUUCCAGAAUACUUUUGCCGCCAAAACUAUAAACGUCCAAAAGGUAAACACUGGAACAAUAUUCCUAACAUCCAAAUGUUUGGAAUGGUCAGUGGGGAUCUAAAUAAUAAUCAUGUCAUAUUGUUUAAUAUUUUGCGAUGUUAUUAAAAUCUGUAUGAACCAAAUACUGUAAUUUAGGAAGGAUACCCCCUUUAUCUGUCAAGUUUCCAUCAAAUACAUUGUGAUAUGAAAAUGGAUGAAACUAUUUUUGUUAAAAUAGGAAUGUGAUUUUAGGAGUCAUAAGAGAUAACUUCUAAUCAUAUCCUUUGCACAGUAACUAGCCACACCCCAGGUGCCAUCAGAGAUCAUGUCAGCAAGUAGGAACGCCCCUUUUACCAAGAGGGCAUAAAGGCUUGAAAGACAAAUUAAAAUUAGACCAGGAAACGUGGUGACUGCACGUUUAGAAUGGUUAGAACUUUGAAUGAGAAAGACCAGCCGACGUGAAUCGCGAGCUCACGUUACAAAAUGGUUAGACCAGAAAGCGUGUAGCUGUGGCUACACGGCUGAAAAUGCUUAGAACUUUGAAUCUCUACACGAGGUGAAGAAGAUAAACUCACUAGACCAAAAAGCAUUGGCAGUCUGCAGCUGUACAUGUAAAGUAGUCUAGAACUUUGACUAAAGACACAAGGUGGGAAGAAAGGAGAAUCCCAUCUCAGACAGCCAUUGUUGCAUCUGAAGUAUCUGUCUAACAAACACUUCACUACCAGAUAAGCUCUACAAAGAAGAAGGACAUUGUGACCUCUGGUGUACAAUCAGAGCCUUACAAGUGAGCUGAGCGAAGACCCAGCCAAAACCUCCUUUCCAAGAGGGCUUGGGUCAACAGAGAUAGACGAGCGGCAAACACGUAAAUCCAUUCAUUGGUUUCUUACUCAGAACGGGCGGUGGUUAGGGUGCUAAGUAUUCUGAUUACCGUGAGCGUAGUUCCCAAAUGUAUGUACGAUAAGUUUGACUCUCUUUAUCCCUCUCUCCCUCCUUCUAUUGACCCCUCCCUUUUUGAUAACCAAGCAGUCAUGCUGUUGUUAGUCCGCUAGGGACUUUUCUCAUGUAUUAAGUAUGUAUGUAUUCUGUGUUAUUAUUUAGUUAGCUAGUAAAUAAAUGAUUAAGCUAAUUUGUGUAUUGCUGGUUAGGGUUCUUGCGGAGUCAAGGAUUAUGCGACGUUCAGAAUGAGACUAAUAUGAGGUAAUGAUUAAUAAGUGACUGUUAUCAAUAUAUAACAUAUAUAUCUUCUAAGAGUUUAAUUUGGGAGAUGGUAACUCGAUAAACAACUUCUUCCGUGGUGCCCCAAAUUCCUAAUGAGUUAAUUGUUACAUGAUUAAUUUAAUCGAGUAACAAUUAAACAUAGUUGAUUCGAUAAAUAACAGUCAUCACAUUAAUGAAAGUCACGUCAUGACACUGUCUUAUUUCCAUGUUUCUGCUUUGUAAUGGUCAUUACUUUCAACAAAUGUACUAUCAGCCCUAAUUUCACGUUUGUGUCUAUUUCAAUAAUUAAUGCUAUAGGUUCGAAAUUUAUGAAAAUGAACCAUGCAUCAACAUCGCAAUGUUGUGCAACCACAAUAUUAUUAAUCGGACUAAAAUGGAUCACAUAAUAGCUAUAUUAACCAUACUUUUCUCAUCUCACUUUAAUGGGAAUGUAGUAGGAGAUGUUUUUCACAAUUUUCAAUGACUAUUCAUACUUAGCCCUACAAAUCAUGUGCGCUCCAGCUGUCCUUGGCAUGCCCGCUACUCAUGUCUUGAUAGAAUAAACGUCUUUAUUCUCUUCACAAACGGCAAACUCAUCAUGCUUAUCACAUUUCCAUGGCUUGACACAAGGUAAUUGACCCCCAGAAUCAUAAAAAUAUAUAUUUUUAACCACUAACCUGUCGAUAAAAGCUUAUGUGAGAAGCUGAUCCAUCAAGUCAAUUGAUUAAGGCAUAAUUCUAAUGAUUUCAUAUAUCAUUUUCAAACAUUCAGUCACUUCUUGAUAUAUUUAUUAAAGCAAUAUGAAGUAGAGGAGACAAUGGCCUCUGCUUAAACUUUUUUGGGGGUUUUAUUCAAGGUCAUCAGUUUAUAUUGUGUUAUUCGUCCCAUCCGUCUCUUCUGUAAUUGCUCCCAGGCUAACAGCCAAGACUAGCUAGCAUGAUACUUGAAACCUAUGCUAUCGUUUAGUCACUAGAUGGCUUAAGAAAAUGACAUAUGUUUGGAACCUUGAACAACUAAACCCAACUCUACAACCGAAAAACACUUCCGGGUCCGUUUUUUUCUUACAUCACUCAAAACCACUUUUUGUUGAUAACUCGGCGAAACAUGGUUGGCAUGUGCUGUUUUUUGACUUCAUUAUGUCAUUCUAGUUUCUGUGUUAUCUGAGAAAAUGAGCGUGUUACUUUCACCCCGUGUUACUUUCGUCCUGGCUCUCCCCUAGUUAAUGAGCAGUCUUUUAUUGUCUCUGUAUUUGUCUCAUGUUUCAGUUGGUGUCCAACAUUGGUCCAUAUCAGAAACUUAGAGUGCAGAUAUUUAACUUUUAUAGAACAGAAUAGAAUAACACCUCAGUCUGCCACAUCUGUCACUCAAAAAUCUGCCGAUGCCAGAGUGGCUAAAUAUGACUUGUUGUAUUACUGUUAUUGUUCACAAUACUGCUGAAUAAACCCAGUCCACUACUGCCUCCCUCUGGUCAUAAUGAUAUGCACUUCGUAAAGGAGAAUGGGAGAAGACGUUUUCACAAGGGUAGCACAGUUCACGAGAACCCAAGUCAGGUCUUUGUUGACAUAGAAUGUUGAAGUAGAAUUUCAGUGGUCGUCUGUUUUAGGGCGCAUCCCAAAUGUCACCCUACUCCUUUAGUGCACUAAUGUGCACCCUGGGCCAUAAGGCUGUGGUCAAAAGUAGUGCACAAUAUAGGGAAUAGGAUUGCCAUUUGGGGCACACACAUAAUGGGUGCACAUUUGGUCAUGCACUGUUACAGCUGGGUGGACUAAUCUAGAGUGUUGAUUAGGUUGGAGGCUGAUGAAGGCCCCAUCCCUCUUGCUAUUGGACGGCUUCCAAGGACUCUGACCUGCUUCAAGGGGAGAGUCAGGGUUCGACUCAUCUGGCCUGGAGAUGCUGAAGGACUCAGGGCAGAUUCAGGACAGAGAGUGGAGGUGACGGGGUGAGAUUAAUAAGGCCUGGUGACAGGAAUCCUAUUGACUGGUGGUGUCAUUCUCGGAACCAUCAGUCUGAAUGACAAAUCUCUGUAGAGAUGCUGAUUGAAUCCAUCUCCCAAACCCCCAAAGUACUCAAAUCACUUAAUUUCAGUUCGGGGCAAAAUAAACAGAGCAAAAAUAAUUCAUCAAAAUCUAGAAAGAGCACUGGAGAGGUAUAGCAAGAUGCAUUCUGAACUGAAGAAGUUCAUUUUCAGUUUGCCAUUGAGGGCAGGCCACCAGAUACUGAAAACCUAUCUACUUGUUACUCAGUUGUGAAGUGAGCAAACAAACAUAUGAGAAGAGGAGACUCAAGUUUCAAGUUUUAAUAGUCGUACAGUAUGUAUGGGAUACGCAUGGUAUACAUUGCAUUCAAAAGGAUUCAGACCCCUUGACUUUUUCCACAUUUUGUUACGUUACAGCCUUUUUCUAAAAUUGAUUAAAUCGUUUUUUUCCCUCAUCAAUCUACACACAAUACCCAAUAAUGACAAAGUAAAAACCGGUUUUUAGACAUUUUUGAAAAUGUAUUACAAACAAAAAACGGAUAUAGCACAUUUACAUAAGUAUUCAGACCCUUUACUCAGUACUUUGUUGAAGCACUUUGGCAGUGAUUACAGCCUCGGGUCUUCUUGGGUAUGACGCUACAAGCUUGGCACACCUGUAUUUGGGGAGUUUCUCCCAUUCUUCUCUGCAGAUUCUCUCAAGCUCUGUCAGGUUGGAUGGGGAGCGUCGCUAAACAGCUAUUUUCAGGUCUCUCCAGAGAUGUUCGAUCAGGUUAAAAUCCGAGCUCUGGCUGGGCCACUCAAGGACAAUCAGAGACUUGUCCCGAAGCCACUCCUGCGUUAUCUUGGCUGUGUGCUUAGGGUCGUUGUCCUGUUGGUCCUGAGCGCUCUGGAGCAGGUUUCCAUCAAUGAUCUCUCUGUACUUUGCUCAGUUCAUCUUUCCCACGAUCCUGGAUGGUGUUCUCCGGGGGAUGAUAGGUGUUGGGUUUGCGCCAGACAUAGCGUUUUCCUUGAUGGCCAAAAAGCUCAAUUAUAGUCUCAUCUGACCAGAGUACCUUCUUCCAUAUGUUUGGGGAGUCUCCCACUUGCCUUUUGGCGAACACCAAAUGUGUUUGCUUAUUUUUUUCUUUAAGCAAUGGCUUUUUUCUGGCCACUCUUCCGUAAAGCCGUGCUCUGUGGAGUGUACGGCUUAAAGUGAUCCUAUGGACAGAUACUCCAAUCUCCGCUGUGGAGCUUUGCAGCUCCUUCAGGGUUAUCUUUGGUCUCUUUGUUGCCUCUCUGAUUAAUGCCCUCCUUGCCUGGUCUGUGAGUUUUGGUGGGCGGCCCUCUCUUGGCAGGUUUGUUGUGGUGCCAUAUUCUUUCCAUUUUUUAAUAAUGGAUUUAAUGGUGCUCUGUGGGAUGUUCAAAGUUUCUGAUAUUUUUUUAUAACCCAACCCUGAUCUGUACUUCUCCACAACUUUGUCCCUGACCAGUUUGGAGACCUCCUUGGUCUUCAUGGUGCCGCUUGCUUGGUGGUGCCCCUUGCUUAUUGGUGUUGCAGACUCUGGGGCCUUUCAGAACAGGUGUACAGUGGGGAAAAAAAGUAUUUAGUCAGCCACCAAUUGUGCAAGUUCUCCCACUUAAAAAGAUGAGAGAGGCCUGUAAUUUUCAUCAUAGGUACACGUCAACUAUGACAGACAAAUUAAGAAAAAGAAAAUCCAGAAAAUCACACUGUAGGAUUUUUAAUGAAUUUAUUUGCAAAUUAUGGUGGAAAAUAAGUAUUUGGUCAAUAACAAACAAGCAAGAUUUCUGGCUCUCACAGACCUGUAACUUCUUCUUUAAGAGGCUCCUCUGUCCUCCACUCGUUACCUGUAUUAAUAGCACCUGUUUGAACUUGUUAUCAGUAUAAAAGACACCUGUCCACAACCUCAAACAGUCACACUCCAAACUCCACUAUGGCCAAGACCAAAGAGCUGUCAAAGGACACCAGAAACAAAAUUGUAGACCUGCACCAGGCUGGGAAGACUGAAUCUGCAAUAGGUGAGCAGCUUGGUUUGAAGAAAUCAACUGUGGGAGCAAUUAUUAGGAAAUGGAAGACAUACAAGUCCACUGAUAAUCUCCCUCGAUCUGGGGCUCCACGCAAGAUCUCACCCUGUGGGGUCAAAAUUAUCACAAGAACGGUGAGCAAAAAUCCCAGAACCACACAGGGGGACCUAGUGAAUGACCUGCAGAGAGCUGGGACCAAAGUAACAAAGCCUACCAUCAGUAACACACUACGCCGCCAGGGACUCAAAUCCUGCAGUUCCAGACGUGUCCCCCUGCUUAAGCCAGUACAUGUCCAGGCCCGUCUGAAGUUUGCUAGAGUGCAUUUGGAUGAUCCAGAAGAGGAUUGGGAGAAUGUCAUAUGGUCAGAUGAAACCAAAAUAUAACUUUUUGGUAAAAACUCAACUCGUCGUGUUUGGAGGACAAAGAAUGCUGAGUUGCAUCCAAAGAACACCAUACCUACUGUGAAGCAUGGGGGUGUAAACAUCAUGCUUUGGGGCUGUUUUUCUGCAAAGGGACCAGGACGACUGAUCCAUGUAAAGGAAAGAAUGAAUGGGGCCAUGUAUGUGAGAUUUUGAGUGAAAACCUCCUUCCAUCAGCAAGGGCAUUGAAGAUGAAACGUGGCUGGGUCUUUCAGCAUGACAAUGAUCCCAAACACACUGCCCGGGCAACAAAGGAGUGGCUUCGUAAGAAGCAUUUCAAGGUCCUGGAGUGGCCUAGCCAGUCUCCAGAUCUCAACCCCAUAGAAAAUCUUUGAGGGAGUUGAAAGUCCGUGUUGCCCAGCGACAGCCCCAAAACAUCACUGCUCUAGAGGAGAUCUGCAUGAAGGAAUGGGCCAAAAUAGUGUGUGAAAACCUUGUGAAGACUUACAGAAAACGUCUGACCUGUGUCAUUGCCAACAAAGGGUAUAUAACAAAGUAUUGAGAAACUUUUGUUAUUGACCAAAUACUUAUUUUCCUACAAUGUGAUUUUCUGGAUUUCUUUUUCUUAUUUUGUCUGUCAUAGUUGACGUGUACCUAUGAUGAAAAUUAAAGGCGUCUCUCAUCUUUUUAAGUGGGAGAACUUGCACAAUUGGAGGCUGACUAAAUACUUUUUUUCCCCACUGUAUAUAUACUGAGAUCAUGUGACGGAUCAUGUGACACUUGUGGACUUUAUUUAACUAAUUAUGUGACUUCUGAAGGUAAUUGGUUGCACCAGAUCUUAAUAAGGGGCUUCAUAGCAAAGGGGGUGAAUACAUAUGCACGCACCACUUUUCCAUUAUUUACUUUGUAUAAUUUUUUGAAAUAAGUUAUUUUUUUCAUUUCACUUCACCAAUUUGGACUAUUUUGUGUAUGUCCAUUACAUGAAAUCCAAAUAAAAAAUCCAUUUAAAUGACAGGUUGUAAUGCAACAAAAUAGGAAAAACGCCAAGGGGGAUGAAUACAUUUGCAAGGCACUGUAGGUACCUUUUGGCAAACUCCAAGCGAGCUGUCAUGUGCCUUUUACUGAGGAGUGGCUUCUGUUUGGCCACUCUACCACAAAGGCCUGAUUUGGUGGAGUACUGUAGAGAUGGUUGUCCUUCUGGAAGGUUCUCCCGUCUCCACAGAGGAACUCUGGAGCUCUGUCAGAGUGACCAUCAGGUUCUUGGUCACCUCCCUGACCAAGGCCAUUCUCCCCCGAUUGCUCAGUUUGGCCAGGCGGCCAGCUUUAGGAAGAGCCUUGUCGGUUCCAAACGUCUUCCAUUUAAGAAUGAUGGAGGCCAUUGUGUUCUUGGGAACCUUCAAUGCCGUAGAAAUGUUUUGUUACCCUUCCCCAGAUCUGUGCCUCGACACAAUCCUGUCUCCAAGCUCUACGGACAAUUCCUUCGACCUCAUGGCUUGGUUUUUACUCUUGACAUAUACUGUCAACUGUUGGACCUUAUAUAGACAAGUACGCGCCUUUCCAAAUCAUGUCCAAUCAAUUGAAUUUACCACAGGUGGACUCCAAUCAAGUUGUAGAAACAUCUCAAGGAUGAUCAAUGGAAACAGGAUGCACCUGAGCUCAAUUUAUCGAGUCUCAUACCAAAGGGUCUGAAUACUUAUGUAAAUGUGAUAUUUCUUAUUUUUUCUUUUUUUAUACAUUUGCAAACAUUUCUAAAAACCUAUUUUCGCUUUGUCAUUAUGGGGUAUGGUGUGUAGAUUGAUGAGCAAUUAUUUUUAUUUCAUCCAUUUUAGAACAGGGCUGUAAUGUAACAUAAUGUGGAAAAAGUCAAGGGGUCUGAAUACUUUCAGAAUGCACUGUACAUUGUCCAACGAAAUACUUACUUUCAGGUUCCUUCUCAACAAUCCAACAACAAUAAGAAAUAGUAAAAAUAAUAAGAAUAUGAACAUAUAGUAAAUGGCAGUAGAAUAGAAUAAACAUUUUAAGUGGUACAAGAUCAAGUCAAACAUCCAGGUUUGAAGUCCAGAAAGCAGAUGAGGGGUUUGAACCGGCUGCUGCUGGUCAUCCAGAUUUCUGCUGUGAUGGGCCUAUUAUUAGAGCCUUCGCUCCUUACUCAGGUGGUUGACUAGACUCAGCAACGUUAAGAGAACAUCUGCUCGGAAGACAUGUCUGAUUAUGAGCAAUUACUGAAGAAUAAUACAAACAUUACAAUCAAAACAUGAUACGCACUAGUAGUACAACAACAGCAAGAAGUGCUGGUGUAGUUUAGAGCAGUCAUUGUAGUAGUAUACUGUAGGUAAAUUAGGCAGGGUGGCAGUCUGUUUCUGCUCUCUUGCCAACUCCUUAUGGAAUUGCCUUUGGCUUGACAAUGACAGCACAUGAGUCGACAAGAGCACAAACAGAUCUGGGACCAGGCUAAUAAUAAUAGUCUUUAGUAACAAUACUACAAUACUGUAGCACAGUACCAGGGGUUAGUGGUAAUACAGUAUUAGAAAUGGACUUAGUAGCAGGCUCUAUUUGGGUCCCAUGUCAUUUGUCUUUCAGUAUAACUUGUACCCCCAUUAGUUCCAGCUGUGUUGUGCAGAGUACUUUAGCACGUUUCUUGGGCAGAUGUAAUAAGCUGAGGGAUAAUAGUUACUGCCCCCAAUAAAUACCCAGCAAUAUGAGUCUGCUAUUAUCUCCUCUGACAUCAUGCUCUACUUAUCCUCUAUUCUCUUUCUAUUAAUCCCUCCUUCCUUUUCCAUACAAAACUUAUGGUGUCACUUGUUUCUGUCUUCCCUUCAGCUGUUUUCUCUCUUGCUGUCUGAUCAUAUCAUCUUCACUCCAGCUAAAUAUACAGUGCAGUCGGAUAGUAUUUAGACUCCUUGACUUUUUCCACAUUUUGUUACGUUACAGCCUUAUUUUUUAGAAUGGAUUCAAUUGUCCCCCCCCCCCUCAUCAAUCUACACACACCCCAUAAUGACAAAGCAAAAACAGGUUUUUAUAAAUUGUUGCAAAUUUAUAAAAAAAUGAAAAUUGAAAUAUCACAUUUACAUAAGUAUUCAGACCCUUUACUCAGUACUUUGUUGAAGCACCUUUGGCAGUGAUUACAGCCUAGAGUCGUCUUGGGUAUAACGUUACAAGCUUGGCACACCUGUAUUUGGUCCUCUGUAGCUCAGCUGGUAGAGCACAGCGCUUGUAAUGCCAAGGUAGUGGGUUCAAUCCCCGGGACCACCCAUACACAAAAAAAAUUAUGCACGCAUGACUGUAAGUCCCUUUGGAUAAAAGCGUCUGCUAAAUGGGAUAUUAUUUAUAUUAUUUAUUUGGGGAGAUUCUCCCAUUCUUCUCUGCAGACCCUCUCAAGCUCUGUUAGGUUGGAUGGGGAGCGUUGCUGCACAGCUAUUUUCAGGUCUCUCCAGAGAUUUUCGAUUAGGUUCAAGUCUGGGCUCUGGCUGGAUCACUCAAGGUCAUUCAGAGACUUGUCCCGAAGCCACUCCUACGUUGUUUUGGCUGUGUGCUUAGGGUCAUUGUCCUGUUGGAAGGUGAACCUUCGCCCCAGUGUGAGGUCCUGAACGCUCUGGAACAGGUUUUCAUCAAGGAUUUCUCUUUACUUUGCUCCGUUCAUCUUUACCUCGAUCAUGGCUAGUCUCCCAGAUCCUGCCGGUGAAAAACAUCCCCACAGCAUGAUGCUGCCACCACCAUGCUUCACCAUAGGGAUAGUAAUGGCCAGGUGAUGAGCGGUGCCUGGUUUCUUCCAGACGUGACUGUUAUGAUGAGUUUCUGGUAUUGAGAAGUUCAAGAUGCAAGAAUUUACUUAGACAUUUUGUGGAGAUUUUACCAAGUAUUUAUUUGAUCACGAGCCCGUGGGUUCAUCUAACAAACGGACAUAGCCUUGCCCCCUUGUCAGUUGAACUGCCCACACACACAAAUCUCACAUCUUUUAUACUCUUGGUUACACAUUUCUUCAACCACAUCUGGCCAUCGUCAAUGAGCACUACCCCUUCUAUGUCAUGACCUCUUACCCCCAAGCAGGACGUUCCCUCCAUACAUCAUUCUAAUACAAACCCCACUAUCUUCCUUGGACAGAUUGGAAUUUACUACCCCAGACUUAGAGUCACCCAGAACCACUUCUCUCUACUAACUUUAAACUAGUUACACACUCAUAUGAAAUAGCCCCAUAUCCUCAUCAUAUCAGUGACGCUUGGCAUUCAGGCCAAAGAGUUCAAUCUUGGUUUCAUUAGAACAGAGAAUCUUGUUUCUCAUGGUCUGAGAGUCCUUUAGGUGCCUUUUGGCAAACUCCAAGCGGGCUGUCAUGUGCCUUUUACUGAGAAGUGGCUUCUGUCUGGCCAUUCUACCACAAAUGCCUGAUUGUGGAGUACUGCAGAGAUGGUUGUCCUUCUGGAAGGUUCUCCCAUCUCCACAGAAGAACUCUGGAGCUCUGUCAGAGUGACCAUCGGGUUCUUGGUCACCUCCCCGACCAAGGCCCUUCUCCACCGAUUGCUCAGUUUGGCCGGGCGGCCACUCUAGGAAGAGUCUUGGUGGUUCCAAACUUCUUCCAUUUAAUAAUGAUGGAGGCCACUGUGUUCUUGGGGACCUUCAAUGCUGCAGAAAUGUUUUGGUACCGUUCCCCAGAUCUGUGCCUCGACUCAAUUCUGUCUGCGAGCUCUAUGGACAAAUCCUUCAACCUCAUGGCUUGGUUUUUACUCUGAUAUGCACUGUCAACUGUGGGACCUUAAAUAGACAAGUGUGUGCCUUUCCAAAUCAUGUCCAAUUAAUUGAAUUUACCACAGGUGGACUCCAAUCAAGUUGUAGAAACAAGGAUGAUCAAUGGAAACAGGAUGCACCUGAGCUCAAUUUCGAGUCUCAUAGCAAAGGGUCUGAAUACUUAUGUAAAUAAGGUAUUUCUGUUUGGUGGUUUUUAUAAAUUUGCAAACAUUUCUAAAAACCUGUUUUAUGGGGUGUUGUGUGUAGAUUGAUGAUGAAAACAUAUUAUUUAAUCAAAUUUAGAAUAAGGCUGUAACGUAACAAAAUGUGGAAGAAGUGAAUGGGUCUGAGUACUUUGUAUGGGGAUAGGGUUGGCAGUUUUCUUUUCCUUUGCUCUUUCUUUCAUUCUUCCUUUCUUUCUUUAUUUUCUUUCUCCCUCUCUCUUUAGCCUCUUUCUUUCUCCUUCCCUCUGUCUCUCGCUCUCUACAGCUCUCUUUUGGGAGACAAUUGAGACAUGGAUUGUGUAUGUGUGCCAUUAAGAGGGUGAAUGGGCAAGACAACAUAUUUAAGUGCCUUUGAACGGGGUAUGGUAGUUGGUGCCAGGCACACCGGUUUGGUUCAAGAACUGCAAUGCUGCUGGGUUUUUCUCACUCAACAGUUUCCCGUGUGUAUCAAGAAUGGUCCACCACCCAAAGGACAUCUAGGCAACUUGACACAACUGUGGGAAGCAUUGGAGCCAACAUGGGACAGCAUCCCUAUGGAACGCCUUCGGUUUUGGUGAGUGAUUGAGAGGCUGGGGAGAGUUUGCUUGGUGAGAGGAACAUCAGAACAGCAAGGGCUUGAUUGGAAGUCCUCAGUACUCUGACAGUCACACUGUUUCAGUUUGCCUUAUGUACUGUACACUGUUUUGUUGUGGAGAUGUUCUGUACCUGGCUUUGACAUCAUACAAAGAGACAAGAACCACAGGGCUUAGGGCUAAUGCCGGUCAUGUGAUUCAAGGUGCUUUAGCUGGAGAUGCAUGGUACAAACAGAAAGUAAAGGUUAAGAAAACAUGGAGUAGCAGAGAAUGUAUGGCGCACAGAAGCCUCAUAUCUUUGUAAUUUCUUUCCAUUCAUAUUUUGGUCUUCACUUUGCAACUACAGUUUGCAAAGAUGUUAUGGGGACAUUAUGGGGAUGUGAUGGUGACAUUCAGGUGUCGUGCACAAAGGGAUGAUAUUUAUAAGAAGCUGUCAACAUAUCCUCACAUCAGUGUGUACUGUUCUUUAACUUAAUCUGUCAUAUUUUCUUUGCAGAAGCCUGAAGGCUGGAGCCACCUGCUCCUCGACUCCAGUCUCUGGUUAAAUCAAAUCAAAUCACAUUUUAUUUGUCACAUGCUUCGUAAACAGCAGGUGUAGACUAACAAUGAAGUGCUUACUUACAGGUCCUUCCCAACAAUGCAGAUAUUUUUUAUUUUGAAAUAGUUACAAAUAUAUAUAAUAAUAAUAAUAUUAAUAAUAUUAAUAACUGCACAAGGAAUAAAUACACAAUGAGUAACGUUAAAUUGGCUAUAUACACCGAGUACCACUACCGAGUCAAUGUGCAGGGGUACAAGGUAAUUGAGGUAGAUAAAGUGACUAGGCAACGGGAUAGAUAAUAAACAGUAACAGCAGCGUAUGUGAUGAGUCAAAAGAGUUAGUGCAAAAAGGGUCAAUGCAGAUAUUCCGGGUAGCUAUUGGUUAACUAUUUAACUAACUAUUUAGCAGUCUUAUAGCUUGGGGGUAGAAGCUGUUCAGGGUCCUGUUGGUUCCAGACUUGGUACAUCGGUACCGCUUGCCGUGCGGUAGCGAGAGAACAGUCUAUAACUUGGGGGGCUGGAGUCGUUGACAAUCUUUAGGGCCUUCCUCUGACACCGCCUGGUAUAGAGGUCCUGGAUGGCAGGGAGCUCAGCACCAAUGAUGUACUGGGCAGUACGCACUACCCUCUGUAGCGUCUUGCGGUCAGAUGCCAAAUGGUUAGCAGUGUUGGGGAAGCUACUCUGAAAUCAUAGUUUACCAAACUACCAAUUAAUUCAUACUACUAAAGCUACCCUUAAGAAAAAAUAGUUUACUUAACAUUUAGCAGACGCUCUUAUCCAGAGCGACUUACAGUUAGUGAGUGCAUACAUUUUUGUAGUUUUUUUGUGUGUUUUUUUUCAUACUGGCCACCCUUGGGAAUCGAACCCACAAUCCUGGCGUUGCAAGCGCCAUGCUCUACCAACUGAGCUACACGGGGCGCUAACAGAAGCUACUUUGAAAAAGUAGUUCACUACAUCCAAGCUACUUCGGGAAAAAUUAUCGGAUCUUAAUCUGAAAUGUCAUAGACUGCAAAUUGCAUGAACAGAUCACUCUGGGGUCAGAUGUUAACAGAAUGUCUAAUUUAGCCUAUUAAACACAAAGUGAGAAUUAGGCAGGUCUAAUGCAGAAAAAGAAAGGAAAUUCUUGCCUAUUUCACCCAUAUUUUCUUCUCUUUUUGCAAAAGAAAGUAGUGUGUAGUUCCAGUAGUUAGCCGCACCGCGUCAUUGCAAAAAAGUGAUUAACUACUGAAAACACUACCAAGAUUUGAAUUCAGUUCAAAUUCCACCAAGCUACUGCAAAAUGUAGUUUAAUUACUAGUUACCAACGCUGUGAUAGACACUGACUAGGGCCCUCACAGGGCUGACACUGUCAUCUUGAUUUCAAUAUGUACAGAUGUAGGAUCUUACUUUGAUCACUCUUUGGUUGCUGAGAAUCUUUCUGCACCGCAGGAAAUGUAGAUGAGCUUCGUGAUUUACAUAACUUCAGUGAAAGCCCACACUAACACACGGUUAUAUUAACAGUAUUGCACUUUUCAUGUAGCCUACUUUUGGCCAGCUAAAAGCCUAACCACCAAUCAAGCAACAUUAUGGUCCAAACGUUCAAAUCCUGUUGUAGGAUCUUCAUUUGACCUAUAUUGUCACCGCAACAUCUUAACAUUUAGCCCAUAAUGUUGCUUGAUUGGUGGUUAGGCUAUUAGCUGGCCAAAAGUAGGCUACAUGCAAAGUACAAUGCUGUUUCAUUAGCUCCAUUACCGUUUUUAGCACUAUAAUGAAUAAAGUGGUUGGUGAUUGUGUUGAAGCCUAAUAGCUACGCUCAAUCAUGGACUGUUUGUGUGCUCCCAUCCUAUUCAUUGGUACAACUUCAAUUUCAAGUGGCUUUUAAGUAAAAAAAAAAAAAAGUUACAGCAUACAGUAAAGAGCGUAUUUUGAAUCUGUUGGACCACAUCCUUUUUAGAGGACAGGUUUCCCCCGUGGUCAUCAAAUUCAACACCCUCAGCAAAGUCAGUCACACUUCCUUUCCCUCCUUCCCCAGGUCCUCUCACUAGGCGCAGAUGUUCUGCCAGAGUACAAGCUCCAGACCCCUCGCAUCCAUAAAUGGACCAUCCUUCACUACAGCCCCUUCAAGGCGGUGUGGGACUGGGUCAUCCUGCUCCUGGUCAUCUACACUGCCAUCUUCACCCCCUACUCCGCGACCUUUCUCCUUAGUGACCAGGAGGAGGUGGCCAUGCAGACCUGUGGUUACUCCUGCUCUCCGCUCAACGUGGUGGACCUCAUCGUUGACAUCAUGUUCAUCGUUGACAUCAUCAUCAACUUCAGGACGACGUACGUCAACACCAACGACGAGGUGGUCAGCCAGUCACAGCGGAUCGCUGUGCAUUAUUUCAAAGGCUGGUUCCUUAUAGAUAUGGUGGCGGCUAUCCCAUUUGACCUGCUCAUAUACCGCUCAGGAGAAGAGGUGAGGAGAUCUGGGUGUUAUGGUUUUAUUGUACCUAUCCAAAUGCUGCUGUGAGAGUCUGUUAUAAGAAUCUGUGCAAAUAUUUAUUUAUUCUUUCUUAAGUAAACUGACACAGUGAUAAUAAUAAAAAAGCUUGGUUUUAUGACUAGGUGUCCUACAUGUGUGAAUGACCUGUGUUUGACCUCUUUCUGACUUGUACCGUUUUAGACAACAACCCUGAUUGGCCUGUUGAAGACUGCUCGGCUGCUGCGAUUGGUGCGCGUAGCUCGGAAGCUGGACCGAUACUCUGAGUACGGAGCGGCCGUCCUAUUCCUCCUCAUGUGUACCUUUGCCCUCAUCGCUCAUUGGCUGGCCUGUAUCUGGUACGCCAUUGGUAAUGUGGAGCGUGCAGGAGCAGCCCGGAUUGGCUGGCUGGACUCUCUGGGUGACCAGCUCGGUAAACCCUACAAUCAGACUAUACCAGGGUCAGGUCCCACCAUAAGGGACAAGUAUGUGACAGCACUCUACUUUACCUUCAGUAGUCUGACCAGCGUGGGCUUUGGAAAUGUCUCACCCAACACCAACUCUGAGAAGAUCUUUUCCAUCUGCGUCAUGCUCAUCGGCUGUAAGUCACAAUUAUAAACCCUCAAUACACAAAUAAGUAUUGCUUAAUACACAGGCUAUGCCUCUAUUAAUCCAUGAUUUGAAAUUUGACAACACAUGAAUGGACAAUGUGUAAUUAUGGAUUAUGUUUAUUGGAUGUGUUCGACCUAUUGGAUAGCCCCCAGGGAUGUUCAUUUUACUGUAUCGUAUCUAAUAAUAUAAAAAGCUGUACAUUUUGAUUACAUGCACAAAAUCAUCAUGUUUUCCUAGGAUUGUAAUGUUACAUGUUUCAUUUUUGGCAAUAUGCUAAGACCUCAAUCUCGGUUCUCCUGUGUAUCAACAGCUCUGAUGUAUGCCAGCAUCUUUGGUAACGUGUCAGCCAUCAUCCAGCGGCUGUACUCCGGCACGGCUCGCUACCACACCCAGAUGCUGCGGAUUCGAGAAUUCAUCCGCUUCCACCAGAUCCCCAACCCACUGAGGCAGCGGCUAGAGGAGUACUUCCAACAUGCCUGGUCUUACACUAACGGCAUUGAUAUGAACGCUGUGAGUCAGACACACACACACACACACACACACACGCACACACACACGCGCACACACACACACACGCACACACACACACACACACUGCUACUUGUUCUGGUAAUUUAAGUGUGGCGAAAUGGACACAAAGUAGUACUUGUAAAAAGGCAACACACAGUGGUCGACACAAAAGACAAACAAACUGAUGUCUCUCCACUCCUAAAUGUUGUCCAGGUGCUGAAGGGCUUCCCAGAGUGCUUGCAGGCUGAUAUCUGCCUGCACCUCAACCGCAUCCUGCUGGAGAACUGUAAGGCCUUCAAGGGCUCAACUAAGGGCUGCCUGCGGGCCCUGGCCAUGAGGUUUAAGACCACCCACGCACCGCCAGGCGACACCCUGGUUCACGCCAGUGACGUCAUCUCAGCCCUUUACUUCAUCUCCCGUGGCUCCAUAGAGAUCCUGAGAGGGGAUGUGGUGGUGGCCAUCCUGGGUAGGUUAUCAUCUAAACUGCAUUUCCAUAUGGCACAAUAAAGAUUUACUUGAUUUGAAUUGACUUGACUUGGUAAUAUCAGCCCUAUCCUAAAACAGUGGCUUUUAACCUGUAUAUUGUUGCAGAGGCUUUGAACCCAGUCUCUCUCAUCUCCUCCACUAGUUGAGAUAUGCCUCCAUAGCCCUCCACAAUGUUUGGUGUAACAGCCCCAGCUAGUGGUUACUAUGGGUUAGUCACAAGAAUUCGAGAGAGCACAUCCACUCAGAAAUCUUGUAAAUCGCUAUAAAUUAAUACAGAAAAAGUACAUUACAUAUUCAUUAAUAACAUAUUGUCUAUGAAUAUACACUAUCAGAAGCAUAUAAUGUAUCCAUUUUGAUCAUAUUUUAAAUAGAUAUGGUAUCAUCUACUGUAGCUUCAUCCAGUAAACAAUCUCUAAUUUCCUUCCUGCAGGUAAGAAUGACAUCUUUGGAGAGCCCAUUAACCUGUAUGCCCGUCCAGGGAAGUCCAAUGCAGACGUGAGGGCUCUGACCUAUUGUGACCUCCAUAAGAUCCACAGAGAGGACAUGCUAGAGGUGCUGGACAUGUAUCCUGAGUUCUCUGACUACUUCUGGGGGAACCUGGAGAUCACAUUCAACCUCCGGGAUGUGAGUGGGAUUUUUGUUACAGAAUCUUGCCACUAAUGCCUUCCUAGAAAGUCAGAUUCAGGUGAAUUUACUGUCUCUUAUCUUUAAGUUUCAAAUGUUUUGACUAAAGAAAUCACUCUAUUUCAGGCUGCCACGGUAGCUGGCUCAAUGAGCAGUGAGGACUCUGACCAUGGUGGAGUCAGCCGUCGCAUUCACAGACAACAAAUGUCUCUCAGUCGCAGCUUGGACAGAGGUGCGGUACCCUGUUAGUCAAGUACUCUGGCUAGUAGUGCACUAAAUAGGGAAUAGGAUACCAUUUGGGACAAACCUUAUUUCUGCAUUCUUUGCCUCACCUCACAGAUGCAGGGGAGACCAAUCCAUCCCAGAGACCUGUCCGCAGGGCCAGAGGCCAGAGCUCCAGAGACCAGGGAGAUGGGCAGAACACAGAGUCUGAGGGGCUGAGGAACUCCGCCUUUUCUCCUUCCCACUCCAGCAGAGAUGAGGAGACAGUGUUAACCAGCCAUGUACAACCAACUUCACUAAUGGGGAUGCCCUAUAGUGAGACCAAAAUCCUCAACGGCAGCAGUGCUUCAGAAGACGAGAUUAACCAGAAAACUGGCAAUACUUGCAACGCUCUCUCAGGUAGACAUCCAUUCAUGAGCACUACCUUUAUAAAAACUUUUGCCUUUGUGUUAGAUCUCAGUGGUGUUAUUUUUCUCCAUUGAUGCACCAAUAUAAUAGCCACACAUGCUGCUAUUCAUGUCAGUACAGUAUACUGUAUGAAUCUGAUGUAGAUAUUGUAUGAGCUGGACUAGCUGUCAGUUAACCUCCCCUCUCUAUCAGGGGCUUUCUCAGGCGUCUCCAACAUCUUCAGUUUUUUGGGGGAGAGCCGCGAGCAGCAGCAGUAUCAGGAGGUACCCUGCCACAGCCAGCCCUCCCCUCCCCCUCAUCCUCCCCCUCUCAAUGUUGCCUCUCUCAACAUCAGCCGACGGCAGCGCAGCGAGCUGGAGAACAGGCUGGACCUGCUGCAGAGACAGCUCUACAGGUCAGAGAAUUCCAUAUUUAGUGCACUACUUUUGACCAGGGCCCAGGGUAUAAGGUGCCAUAUGGGAUGCAGUCUAUGACAUCCCAAACCUUUGCUGUUGGGAGGCUGUGUCUGCCUUUAACUGAGUGAUAAUAAGAUGACCAAAAUACUGUUUACAAUAACUAUUUACUAUAGUGACACUGGGUACUUUAAGGAUGGAAGGAUUGAAGUUUAAAUGUGGUUGUACAGUGCCUUGCAAAAGUAUUCAUCCUCCUUGCCGUUUUUACUAUUUUGUUGCAUUACAACCUGUCAUUUAAAUGGAUUUUUAUUUGGAUUUCAUGUAAUGGACAUACACAAAAUAGUCCAAAUUGGUGAAGUGAAAUGAAAAAAAUUACUUAUUUCUAAAAGAUAAAUAACGGAAAAGUGGUGCGUGCAUAUGUAUUCACCCCUUUUGCUAUGAAGCCCCUAAAUAAGAUCUGUUGCAACCAAUUACCUUCAGAAGUCACAUAAUUAGUUAAAUAAAGUCCACCUGUGUGCAAUCUAAGUGUCACAUGAUCUGUCACAUGAUCUCAGUAUAUAUACACCUGUUCUGAAAGGCCCCAGAGUCUGCAACAUGACAAAGCAAGGGGCACCACUAAGCAAGCGGCACCAUGAAGACCAAGGAGCUCUCCAAACAGGUCAGGGACAAAAUUGUGGAAAAGUACAGAUCAGGGUUGGGUUAUAAAAAAAUAUCUGAAACUUUGAAUAUACCAUGGAGCACCAUUAAAUCCAUUAUAAAAAAAUUGAAAGAAUAUGGCACUACAGCAAACCUGCCAAGAGAGGGCCGCCCACCAAAACUCACGGACCAGGCAAGGAGGGCAUUAAUCAGAGAGGCAACAAAGAGACCAAAGAUAACCCUGAAGGAGCUGCAAAGCUCCACAGUGGAGAUUGGAGUAUCUGUCCAUAGGACCACUUUAAGCCAUACACUCCACAGAGCUGGGCUUUAAGGAAGAGUGGCCAGAAAAAAAGCCAUUGCUUAAAGACAAAAAUAAGCAAACACGUUUGGUGUUCACCAAAAGGCAUGGGGGAGACUCCCCAAACGUAUGGAAGAAGGUACUCUGGUCAGAUGAGACUAAAAUUUGAGCUUUUUGGCCAUCACGGAAAACGCUAUGUCUUUUGCAAAUCCAACACCUCUCAUCAUGGAUGGCGCUAAAUACAGGGAAAUUCUUGAGGGAAACCUGUUUCAGUCUUCCAGAGAUUUGAGACUGGGACGUAGGUUCACCUUCCAGCAGGACAAUGACCCUAAGCAUACUGCUAAAGCAACACUUGAGUGGUUUAAGGGGAAACUUUUAAAUGUCUUGGAAUGGCCUAGUCAAAGCCCAGACCUCAAUCCAAUUGAGAAUCUGUGUUAUGACUUAAAUAUUGCUGUACACCAGCGGAACCCAUCCAACUUGAAGGAGCUGGAGCAGUUUUGCCUUGAAGAAUGGGCAAAAAUCCCAGUGGCUAGAUGUGCCAAGCUUGUAGAGACAUACCCCAAGAGACUUGCAGCUGUAAUUGCUGCAAAAGGUGGCUCUACAAAGGAUUGACUUUUGGGGGGGGGGUGAAUAGUUAUGCAUGCUCAAGUUUUCUGUUUUUUUGUCUUGAGUGGCGCAGUGGUCUAAGGCACUGCAUCGCAGUGCUAACUGUGCCACUAGAUCCUGGUUCGAAUCCAGGCUCUGUCGCAGCCGGCCGCGACCGGGAGACUCAUGGGCGGCGCACAAUUGGCCCAGCGUCGUCCAGGGUAGGGGAGGGAAUGGCCGGCAGGGAUGUAGCUCAGUUGAUAGAGCAUGGCGUUUGCAACGCCAGGGUUGUGGGUUCGAUUCCCACGGGGGGCCAGUAUAAAAAAAAAAAUAUGUAUUCACUAACUGUAAGUCGCUCUGGAUAAGAGCGUCUGCUAAAUGACUAAAAUGUAAUGUAAAUGUCUUAUUUCUUGUUUGUUUCACAAUAAAAAAUAUUUUGUAUUUUCAAAGUGGUAGCCAUGUUGUGUAAAUCAAAUGAUACAAAUCCCCCCAAAAUCCAUUUUAAUUCCAGGUUGUAAAGCAACAAAAUAGGAAAAAUGCCAAGGGGGGUGAAUACUUUCGCAAGCCACUGUAGCUGUGGUUGUAGAUUCUGACUAUUCUACUGUUAUCCCUCAGGUUGGAGUCACGGAUGUCAACAGACAUCGGGGCCAUCAUGCAGCUGCUCCAGAGACAGACGGUGCUGGUGCCCCAGGCCUACAGCACUGUGUCCCCUGAACCGUCUGUCACCCCCACCCUCACCCCCAGGCCUGCAGAAAGGCUGGUGCAGCCUGCCUCACCACUGGACUCAGAGACCCUGGCCUCCUUCUCACAGGUACUGUCUACCACAAUUUGCAACUGGGCACACUGAUGUGGGACCAUAAAAGCAUCUUGGCUGAUGAAAGACACAUCUUCCAAAUGAUUGUAUUUAGAUUGAAUGUGGUUAUCAAUUUAGUGAAGUUGAUUUACGGAUACACUGACAUUCUUUGUUGAUAUUAAGGUCACAAAGUGCAGUUGAGGUCGUGUCAUCAGUAUGAACGCAGCACAUUGGUUUGAGAUAAUUUGUUUUCGUGCAAAAGAAUUGGGUUGAAUACACCAUUAACAUUAGAAUGUUGGGUGGAAAUCUGCUAAGCCCACCGGGUGGUCUGGUCUAACCCCCUCUGGAUGUAGGUCAUCAGCUGGUUAAGACUAUCAUCACUAGUCUGGAUCAAUAGGAAACAAAUGGUCAGUCUGUCUUUUGUAGCCUACUGUAUAUCAACCAAUCAUCCCACUUUGAUGUUCACUCUGAGAGGGUAUUCUGUAAUUGUGUACUGUAGAUCAUUUUCUGAUUCUUCUCACCUCUCACUCUUGUUCUUUACCUCAGUUCUUGGUCAACACAGACUUUGAUGACAGCCCUUCCAAGUCCUGUGAGUCUCUGCACAGCGCGGUUGAGGUGCGUCUUCUGGAGCCAACCCCAAUCCUGGACACUCUCCCCCAGACUCAGCCUCUUCGCAUUAGCAUCCACCCAGAGCAUCACCCCCUGGGCUUGUCCAGCCAUCCAGAUACUGUGCCCUUAAGCCUGGUCAAACAUGGGAACUUCUCAGAGUCAGUGCCCAGGUCAGGGACAGGAUUGGCCCAGUCAGAGCCCUCGGAUGGCCGGCGGCCGCUCUCCCUGCCUGGGAAACACACAGCUCUGGACCUGGAGAGUCCCUGGACUACUGCACACAGAUACAGCUCUGACCCUGGGAGUUAG